Molecule: messenger RNA, 2208 nt
Organism: Scomber scombrus (Atlantic mackerel)
Lineage: Eukaryota; Metazoa; Chordata; Actinopteri; Scombriformes; Scombridae
Gene: rab33ba
Product: RAB33B, member RAS oncogene family a
Exons: 2
Coding region: 728-1450 (240 amino acids)
Biological process (GO): Rab protein signal transduction
Cellular component (GO): endosome; Golgi apparatus
Molecular function (GO): GTP binding; GTPase activity
Source: RefSeq, a predicted model, not a curated record
AUGCUUCACUUUUCACAGAAAUUUAACUAUUUUUCCAUUUAACCAGCAGAUGUCGCUGGCACUCAGCAAAACUAUUUACUAUACUGUAUAUGGACAGUUUAAUGUAGCUCUAUCUUAUCGGAACAUGCGGUUUUCAUACGGCUAACGUUAAAAAACAAAAACAAAACACUGGAUAAGCCUUGAACCACUAAACCUAGCAUUUGAGUACCCAGGCUAUUUAUCUGUCUGUCUGCCUUAAAACAUCCAUGCACUAUUCAUCAUGCUUUAUUACCACGAAAGCCAACACAGAAUAUUAGUUAGGGAGGUUUUUCUAUCUGUUUUCCAUCUUAAGUAGUAGUUAACAACUGAAUUAAAACGAAAAAUAUUUAAUAAGUAGCGUUUAAUAAUUCGUUAAAAUUGAUUAGUUUCUUGUGUUAAACGCGAUUUUACAGUCUUCCCACGGGACAUUGAACGCUGCACAACUAGGCUAUAUCUCGCGAGACUUCCCUUCGACAACAUUGUACGUGGCUUCACAGCUGAGCAGAGUACUGGGAGUGUUUACUGGGUUCUACUGGUUUAAGCUAACAUUACAGAAAUGCGUGUUGACAACGUACGAAGGUCAAAUAAAUGCUGCGUGUUGUGAGUUAAUGCGUUUGAGUUCGAACACGGAGCGGUAACGUUAGCUUCCUCGUCACCCAGCAGCAGCAGCAGCAGCGCAGCCUGACUGAUCAUCCAGCCCCGGGUUGAUAUGGCAGAGAGAGGGUCGACGGGUGAAUUCUCCGGCUCUCUGACGAGCUCGACUCUUCCUCCGCCGAGGACCCGCAUCUUUAAAAUCAUCGUGAUCGGGGACUCCGGGGUCGGGAAGACCUGCCUCACUUACCGCUUCUGUGCCGGCAAGUUCCCCGAAAAGACCGAGGCCACGAUCGGUGUGGACUUCAGGGAGAGGCUGGUGGAGAUCGACGGCGAGAAUAUCAAGAUCCAGCUGUGGGACACUGCAGGCCAGGAGCGCUUCAGGAAGUCCAUGGUGCAACACUACUACCGUAAUGUGCACGCCGUCGUCUUUGUCUACGACGUCACCAAUGCCGCCAGCUUCCGCAGCCUCCCCGCCUGGAUCGAGGAAUGCAAGCAGCACGCUCUGGGCACAGAGGUUCCGAGGAUCCUAGUGGGGAACAAGUGCGAUCUCCAAGACUCCAUCCAAGUGGGCACGGAUGUGGCGCAGCAGUUUGCCGACGCCCACUCCAUGCCACUGUUUGAGACAUCUGCAAAGAACCCAAACAGCCAGGGAGACGGAAGCUGCGGAAACAGUGACCACGUCGAGGCUAUUUUUAUGACGGUUGCCCACAAGCUCAAGUCUCAGAAGCCUCUGGUGUUAAGCCAGCCGCCCGGAGGAUCAGGGGGCACCAUCAACCUGAGCAGGGGGAGGGAUGAUAGUGGAGACGGGGGUAGGGGCUGGGGCUGCAGCAGCUGCUGAGGGAGAAAGAUGGAGACAAAGAGGAAGAGGACCUCAGCCUCAAGGAUGGAUCAAGUAAAACGGUUUCACAAUCAGAAACACACAUACAGUAUGAAUGUGUCCAUUAAGACAGAAGCACAAGCUCGUGCUCACAUUUCUAAAUGACCUUAAAUGUUUUUUUGGGUUGUAUUUACAGUAUGAUUGUUGUUUUUCUCGGAACGCCAAAAUCUACUGUUGGUUCAUGGAAAUGAUUCUGAACUUGGCCAAAAAUCAGAUUUUGGGUCAGUCCUGAGCCAGUUGACCUACCUACAUGGGUUCAGUGGCAGAAAACAUAGAGACACAGUGGCAUUAAUAAAUAACGUAAAGAGCACCUGAGAUUGUUGGGAGGAAAAAGUGUCAUCCACGGAAAUGUCUUUCUUUAUGACAGCUUGUGAGAUGUCCAAACGUCUGCCUCUUGUGGGAACAAUGAGCCGAAACAACUUCCACUGUCACACAUCAGCCAAAAAAAUAAAGUCCAGACAAAACCAACAUCUCAUCGUGAAGAAGCACCUACUGGCCAGGAUACGCAACUUGCAUUAAUUUUUUAUCAGGAAAUUAAAAUGUGACUUUUUUUAUGCCAAUUGAUGGAAAGAGGAAAAAAUAACAGAACACCUUACAUUAUAAUACAAUCCAACAUUACAGGCUACCACAUAUGUGACAUGUUAUUUAUAUAAUCAGUUACCUGAGAAGAUCAACUCUGCUAGUUUUUAAGUUUGUGGUAAUGUGGUAAUGCCCACAUA